Messenger RNA from Theobroma cacao (cacao), 1757 nucleotides. RefSeq names its product cysteine proteinase mucunain-like. Gene Ontology annotation, molecular function: cysteine-type peptidase activity. Gene Ontology annotation, biological process: proteolysis. NCBI's taxonomy places the organism in Eukaryota, Viridiplantae, Streptophyta, Magnoliopsida, Malvales, Malvaceae. The record is from RefSeq and is a predicted model, not a curated record.
AAAUACCAACAAAUUAACCCAUUGUCCCUCAUCAACGUUUCAUCUCCCAUUUUAGCACGAACCGAAACCAUGGCUCUUCUCAAGAAACCUUCCCGUAUCUUCUUUGUCAUGCUGUUCUUUUCUUUAACUCUGUCAUCAGCGUUGGACAUGUCCAUAAUCGACUAUGAUCUCAAGCAUGGAGGACAACAACAGAAAAGAACCGAGACCCAGAUACGAAGAAUGUACGAGACUUGGCUGGUAAAACAUGGCAAAGCUUACAAUGGCCUGGGCGAGAAGGAAAAGCGCUUUGAGAUCUUUAAGGAUAACAUCAAGUUUAUUGAGGAACAUAACUCUGUUAACGGCACGUACAAGGUUGGUCUUAACAGGUUUGCGGAUUUGACCAAUGAAGAAUACAAGGCUAUGUACUUGGGGGCCAGGUUGGAUGGGAAAACCGUGUCACAUAGGCUCGCAGGGAAGGAGAAGAGCCAGAGGUAUGUGUUUAGGGUUGGUGAUAAAUUGCCUGAGUCUGUGGAUUGGAGGGAGAAAGGUGCCGUUGUGGCUGUCAAGGAUCAGGGCCAAUGUGGGAGUUGCUGGGCAUUCUCAACUGUUGCUGCAGUGGAAGGGAUAAAUCAGAUUGUAACUGGUGACCUCAUCUCUUUGUCGGAGCAGGAGCUGGUGGACUGUGAUAGAUUGUAUAACCAGGGAUGCAAUGGAGGUCUCAUGGACAAUGCCUUUGAUUUUAUUACUAAAAAUGGUGGCAUUGACACUGAAGAGGAUUACCCAUACCGUGCUUCUGAUAAUACAUGUGAUCCAAAUAGGAAAAAUGCCCGUGUUGUUUCCAUCGAUGGAUAUGAAGAUGUCCCUGAAAAUGAUGAGAAUUCUUUGAAGAAGGCUGUGGCACAUCAGCCAGUUAGCGUUGCCAUUGAAGCUGGUGGCAGGCCCUUCCAACUCUACCAAUCGGGUGUAUUUACUGGGCAUUGCGGUACAAACUUAGACCACGGGGUUGUUGCUGUUGGCUAUGGCACAGAAGAUGGUGUGGAUUAUUGGACAGUGAAAAAUUCAUGGGGUCCUGACUGGGGAGAGAAUGGAUACAUCAGGAUGGAGCGUAAUGUAGCCGGCACCUCCACCGGCAAGUGCGGUAUUGCAACAAUGGCCUCAUACCCAAUCAAGAAAGGGCAGAACCCCCCUAAACCUUCCCCCUCUCCCCCUUCUCCUGUGAAGCCCCCAACUGUUUGUGAUGAUUACUACUCAUGCCCUGAAGGAAGCACUUGCUGCUGCUUGUAUGAGUUUGGUAAAUUCUGCUUUGGAUGGGGAUGCUGCCCUCUGGAAUCUGCAACCUGCUGUGAUGAUCACUACAGCUGCUGCCCUCAGGAGUAUCCGAUCUGUGACCUUGCAACUGGAACUUGCCGAAUGAGCAAGGACAACCCACUGGGAGUAAAACUAUUGAGGCGAGGUCCAGCUACAAGUACCAGGCCACAAGCCAGGACAAGGAUCAGCAGGGCUUGAGCAGCACUAGAUUUCUCUCUGAUCAAGGAGGAAAAGCAGACAAAGAUUGCAGUGGAGGAAAAACUUUUCCUGCUUAAUGACCCAAAACAUUAGGGAGGGAGGCUGCAAUCUGCAAGGAGAAGACGAUUUGCUUGAUUUUAUUCAGCUGCCUUGGUGCAUCCCUUGUUUAUCUAAACAGCAUAUUGAAACUUUCAAUGCCUCUAAAUUUAGGGUCCUUUGUUGUAAAUAUACAGAAGAUUUUUAAUGAUUCCAUUUGCAUUAAUCGUGGUUAA